This is a messenger RNA of Caenorhabditis sp. 36 PRJEB53466, 5466 nucleotides long. The record is from the annotation of a GenBank genome assembly. NCBI's taxonomy places the organism in Eukaryota, Metazoa, Nematoda, Chromadorea, Rhabditida, Rhabditidae.
AUGCCCCCGAAUCCAGGUUACGGUGACUGUUUUGAUGAACCGAAGACAAUGUUUUAUUUUGAUUCUAUGGACAUGAAGUGAGUUAGAUUAUUCCAAUUCCGCAACCGUUUCAUUUCAGAUGCAAAAAGUUCAAAGUGAUAAACUGUCAUGGCAAAAACCAGAACCAAUUCGACACCUACGAACUGUGCACCAGGUUCUGUCAAUCCACUGCCUGUCUCGCCGGUCAAUCUCUCCUCCUCGCUCGUGAUAGUUCUCCCGUGAACUGUCGGAUAGCCGGAUGUCCUCCCGGAUACCGAUGCGUCUACGACAAACUCUUCAACCGACACGUCUGCUGUGGUCAUUCUCCCACGGGUGAGCAAAUCUUCCUGCUUCCUCAUUCUCCUCGUCUUUCAGGUGUUUGUCCAAUCGGAGCCGUGUCUUUCUCCCACGUUCGCUUGAAUCAGCCUCUGAGAUGCACUCCGUCUGCGUAUCGGGAUGCGUGUCCGGCUGAUUACGUGUGCACAACUCAGGGACUUCACAGUUUCUGCUGCUCACCUCAUGAGGGUAACAACAUUUCCAAAACUGAUUUCAAUAACAAGAAAAGUUUUUUCAGCUGUAUGCCCGGCAGGUCAGCAGCCAUACGUGCACGUUGUUUCAAAGAACAGCAUGAAGUGCAAUCCAUUGGAGACUUCCUCGUGUCCCGAGACUUACUACUGCUCUCCAGCGGUUCCGGGUGCACACUGGGGAUUCUGUUGCAGUGUACAUAUCGAGGCUUCGUGUCCGGCUGAAACUGAGCCAUACUUGGAAUCUAUUAGUAAAUCACCUGUUAGGUGUACUGUGGGUGUCACCCAGUGCAAGUGAGCAGCAAUAUUUAAUUCAAUUGUGUACUAUCAUAUUUACAGUGUCGGUUACUCGUGUCAAAGCUCCCAACCGGGUUCAUUAAUCGGAUUCUGUUGCACUAUCCCUAAACUGAGCUAUCAGCCUCCAAUGCGCUCUACAGACACUCCGGAGUUCCCUACAACUUCAAGUGAAAUGUACUUUAUUCACAACGAAGGACUCAUAGGACCGUCAGCAAAAACACGUGCGUCAUAAAUUGUGCUUUCAUCAAUGUCACCUUUGACCAAACUGAGCCGAAACGUUUAGGUCAUCAAAAACCUGCAAAGAAGUAUCAAAAAGUGACAAAGUCAACAUCCACGUAUGGCGUUGUCUCGAAUUACAAACCGGCGACGUGCCCUCCUAAAACUACUUCGGUUUUUUAUGCGAACACUCAAAUUAAUGUCGAGUGUACUCCGUCCGAGGGAUAUAACUUUGAAUGUCCAGGUGAGAAUAACGUCGGAAAAAUUAUGCUCACAGAAAUAUGAUUCCAGAAAAUUCGUCUUGUAUCAAUGCGCACUUAGAUUUGGCGGGACGGAUGGUUUGUUGUCAGAUGCCAAAAACGACACCGACUCCCAAAUUCAUAUAUUUUGUGACUUCGACGCCAAGAAUGAUGCGGUACAGAACAGCAGACAGCUUCUGUCCGUACGCAAUCCGUCAUUCUCAAUGUCAUCCAUCGGCUUCCACGUGUCCGAUGGGAUACUUCUGCCAAUAUCUGUUUGAAACAUCGUCAUUUUCUUGUUGUUCUUUGUACUAAAACACAUUUUUAAUGGAUAAUGUUUGAUUCGCACCCCGGAACCCUUUUCCCACACUCCCAGGUUCCUCUUGAUCUCUUGUUUGGGACAUGUCUAAUAAACGUUUGUUCGAACUUUCUCUAUUCUCAGUUUGUGCUUUGCAAGGAAAGGAGUCUUAAGUAAUUCCGCUUCCAAAUCCGGGCUUUCUAAUUGUUUCCAGUUCACUGAUUUUACAUGUUUUUGCGUAUGUAUGUGCAUGUGAGUUGUUAAUGAAAUUCGUAAAGAGGAUUAUCCAAUCUUACUGCCCAACCCACAAUGUCCAUUAAGAGCUGCUUCGAGUUUAAGCUUGUUCCACUCUUCUUAAAAGAUGAUUGAUAGGUUAUGGCAUCAAGAACCAAGAGCCACAGAGUGUUGCGAUCCAAUCACUUCAGCCACCCACCCACAGACUUUCUUUCUUUCUUUCACACGCAAAUCAACAAACUCUUCAAAAUUAAUUGUGACAGCUUGAAAGUCCACUCAAAAUCAAUAUAUCUACCGCCUCCCAACCGAUCCAUCACCGAUUCGCUGUGCUGCCCUCUCUUUGUCAGAUAUCUCUGAUUCUGCUAUCACACGUCAAAUUAAAGAGCGAGCUGCUCGGGCGCAGUGUGUUUUUGUUGUGAGACUGAGAGACGAAAAGGUGGUGCGGGUCCACAAUGAACAAUAGGUGCUGGCAGCAGCUCUUCUGCCUCCAGCACUCGAUUGAAAAUCGGCAGAAGUCCCCCACGGCGGAUCGAGGGGAGCCGCCGACUCCACAUUACAAUCAUCCCCCUUCCACUGGCCGUCAUUAUGCUUGCUGCUCUCUCAUUCACACUUUCCCAUCUGAAAAACUUUUUAAUUUUUUUUCUCCCGUGCACUUUUGUUUCUCUUUCUUCUUUCCAUUCAUUUGGACAAUUGAGCAACUCUAGCUGAGCCUUGGGAAGCCUGAGUCUGAGCACAUACUUCCUGUUUCCAAGAUUGCUCGGUCAACUCUCUGUCUCUUCACGUUUCUAAGUUCCAUUUUUCAUUUUUUCCAUCUGUCAGUCCGUUUCAAAAACGUUUUUCCUAGUUACAACGUGUGGCUCCUUCCUUCCUUCCUUCUCUUCUGACAUUUGUUGGCAAGAAAAGUGGCAAUGUUAUCUUAAGAGUGAUUAACUCUAUCAAUCUUUCUCCCUCGCUCCAGAUCUCCUUUACCCGCCACCUCCACCCGCCAAAGAGUCGAGCACACGCGCGCCGCUUACGAUGAAACCGACAAUACCAUGAAAUUUGCAUUUCUUCUCAGGAUUUUUGUAUAUGGUAGAUUAUUAUUUUGUUUGAAAGAAGAAAAGAGAAAAGUUGACAAGUGUUUCAGCUGGGCUAUGUUUCUACGUGACUCCGAAUCGGUAUGCCGAGCAAAUGUACGAAGAUCUCCUGUAUUAUUACAACAAAAAUGUUCGACCAGUCAAAAAUGCCAGCGAAAGUGUUAAAGUCAAGUUUGGCUCAUCUCUCAUCCGACUCAUUGAUGUUGUGAGUUUGAAAAUUGUUUUUCGUAAAAAACAGUGCCAGUAACACGAGGCGUUAAAAAUAGUAGUUUACACUACACAUCCAAUAUUUUAACGUCUCUCUUUGCUUUGAUCGGCUUUAGUUACCUACUUGAACACUUUUCUGCCCCCUAACACCUCACAUUUCAAAAAAAUAUAUAUAUCCUCAGCUCAUCUUACGCUUGGUGUCAGUGUCAGUCACGGCACACAACUAAUGAGCUCGUUGGGCUUUAUGGGUGGGCCCCGGGUCUUUAAGAACAACAAUAACUUUGUUUAGGAUGAGGUAAACCAAGUGCUGACGACAAAUCUCUGGCUGGAGAUGCAAUGGUUCGACUACCGAUUAAUGUGGGAUCCCGGGCGAUGGGGAAAGAUCCGAAAGUUGCAUGUGCCGGUGGAUCAGAUAUGGAUUCCUGAUAUCUUACUGUAUAACAAGUGAGACAGCUUCAAAACGAUUUUCUGAAAACGUGCUCUGAAAUGUUUCAGCGCUGACGGAGAGCCUCAUAUUACAAUCAUGAGCGAUGCAAUAGUAUAUUAUAAUGGAUUAGUGGUGAGUGUUUAUUUGUAAUUCGAUGGCUCCACUUUCUUUCUUGUCAAACUGACCCACUUCCGCUCUCCGAUCGAACAAAUGUCGCGCUCGAAAAUUUAUGUUGCAUCGCUGCUCGAUUGCAAUUGAGAGAUGAUGCUCUGCGCUGUAAAAACGUCUUGCUCGCGCUGAUUUCUUCAUCAAACGGAUCACCGCUUUUUGAUACAGGUCUGGAAGCCGCCGUCUAUUUAUAAAAGCUUCUGUUCAAUUGACAUCGAGUACUUUCCCUACGACACACAGACAUGUCGGAUGAAGUUUGGCGGUUGGACUUACAACGGAUUCCUGUUGGAUGUCAGGCAGCUUCCAGUGAGAAAGAGAUUCAAAAGAUUUCACGGUGUUUCUCAAAAAUGAUUUAUAGACAACUGGAUGCGAAGUUGUGAACAAGGCGGACGACGAAGGAGAGUUUCAGUUUCUGGGUAGAGGAAUGGAUUUGAGCGGAUACUAUCCGUACGCGAGUUAUUUGUUAUUAUGAUAAAAACGCUUUUUGAGAUUUCAGAAGUUUGGAAUGGGAUUUGAUGGAAUUGAGCUCUGCCAGGCACGAAAAGAUCUAUGCCGGCUGUUGUGGUCAAGACUUUUACAUUGACAUCACUUUCAUGAUUGAAAUUCGGCGGAAAACUUUAUUCUAUACCGUCAACCUGAUGAUUCCAUGCAUGAUGUUCGGUUCGUUCAGAAACAACUGUUUAAAAUUGGAAUAGAAUAUCAUUUUCAGCCAUCCUCACAUCGAUUGUAUUCUACGUUCCGCCGAUUGAGCACAAAAUGACAUUCUCGAUUUCCAUUCUGGUCACCCUCACUGUAUUCUACCUCAUUUUGAUUGAUCUCGUACCACCCACUUCACUUGUAAUUCCACUUAUUGGUAAGUUCCACAGAUUUGUUGAACACACUCACAGACUGGGUUAUGAUUUCAGGAAAGUACUUACUAUUCACAAUGUUCCUAGUCUCUAUUUCUAUUAUGUUAUCGGUUAUUUCCUUAAACUUCUAUCGACGGUAUACAUUCAUUUUUAUGAUAGAAACAAACUUUAUUUUAUUUCAGAGACGGUUCCUCGUUUCCCAUGCCGCAUUGGAUGAAAGUCGUUUUCAUUCAAACACUGCCCAGGUACAUUUGUAUCAAAACAGCUGACGAUGAUGAUGGCAGCGACAGAGGAUCGAGCAUAUCCGGUGAGUAUGCGGUAAUAUAAUAAUUUCAUGUGUGUGCAUUACAGUGUCAGAUGUUGGACCGUUCAUGGAUUCAAGAAGACCAUCUCCGUUUUUCAUCACUGUUAACGAAAGGCAACUGAACGGAAGGUUUUCCGAGUUGAAGAAGAAAGGAAUGCAUCCGGAUUUGAUCAGGAACAUGAUUCAGAAUGUGGAGUUCAUCUCCGAGUAUUUCAAAUCGCUCAAGAAAGAAGACAAGGUACACCGAUCAACGGAAAUCAAUGUAAUGUUAUCUUACAGAUCUCCGAAGAUUGGUCGUAUGUUGCAAAUGUGAUCGAUCGAAUCUUCCUCAUCAUUUUCACCAUCAUGAAUGUUGCGGGAACGUGGAUGAUUUUGUACAACUCGCCAGCAAUGUUCGAUAAUCGAAAACCGUUAGCAAUUGUGAGUUCCGCUCUCUUAAAAUCGUCCCUCAACAUGUUUUCUUCAGAAUUCUGUCGCCCGUCCGCUGUCAGGCGACACAUUCGAGAACUUUAUCACGGAGAACUUUACUCAACUCGCCUGGUGGGCCAGUACUAUCCAAAACAAUACGGCCGAGUUGACCGACAGCCAAUUAUGUCCAGUUAUACGAUAA